Messenger RNA from Rosa rugosa (rugosa rose), 903 nucleotides. RefSeq names its product mitochondrial dicarboxylate/tricarboxylate transporter DTC-like. The transcript has 6 exons. NCBI's taxonomy places the organism in Eukaryota, Viridiplantae, Streptophyta, Magnoliopsida, Rosales, Rosaceae. The coding region runs from base 382 to 654 and encodes 90 amino acids. The record is from RefSeq and is a predicted model, not a curated record.
CUUAGCUCUGAGCAAAACAAAUCUCACCACAGCUGGGUACUUCUCUCUCCUCCUCUAUCUGUCUAUAUCUUUUUCUUCUCGCCAGAUCUAUAUGCUCCAUCCAGAUCAUAACGUGACGGUGGCUUUCUCCUAUAUCCAUAUCGGAAUUAGAUGAUGCCAAGCCCAAACCUCAAGGUCAAAAAUCCUCUCAGCAAUGCCGCCACCGUUGUCUCUCUCCAAAUCCCCAACCUCGCCGCUAUCCCUAGACGCCUCCGACCCCGUCCGCGAUGCCAUUGAGGAGCUCCAGCGCCGCCAGCGCACCAAUGUUGUGCGAUUGAGAACCUCUGUCGGAGCUUUCUGCUAACAUAUGGUGUCAGAGUUGGAACUGAGAUUUUGCUUCUCAUGUUUAAGCUGUCUCGCAGACAGUCCUACUCUUCCUUGCUCGAUCUUAAGUGCAAUCUGCAACAAGGGAUGGAGGGAAAUCCUAUUGCUGAAAUCAUCCAACCCAUCGAUAUGAUGAAGUUGAGAAUUCAAUUGGGUCUGGGAUCAGCUAGACAAGUUGCCAGGACCAUGAUCAAGGAGGAGGGUUUUGGUUCAUUGUAUAAGGACCUGAGUAACCAACCUAGGUUAUUGCAAACCCAACUUUCCGAAAUGAAGAAGAGAUUAAGCUGUUGAACGAACCCUGAUAAGAUCAACAAUGUAGAUCAGUUGGGGCAAAUGGAAGAUUCAAUUCGAGAAUCGCGUAACCAGAUUCAAACACAUAAGGUAUCAUCCUGCUUCAGUUGUGGAUCUCAUUAUAAGAAAUUAUGUGUAUGCCCUGCUGAUGUUAGGAUUGUGCUGUUUGAAUAAUGUCACAUGAUUAAUCUUUUGUAUAAUUGUGAAAUUCUAUGGUUAAGCGGUAGAUUUCUUUUCCAAUUAUGAUGU